GGGAAGUGUUACUAAUGGAGUAGUGUUGGGCUGUUUUUGUUCACAUCAGCCGUACAGAGUAGUUGCCACAUUACUGUCUGUGUUUUGUGUGCUGUGGCACAGACCUUAGACCUUACAUCUGACUCAAUAACUGUGCAUCAGAACAAACCCAGAAAUGAACUGCAGCAACAGCAGCAUCAAAGUGCCCGAAACUUUUCAUCUCAUUCAGCUGAUAGUGUACAUCCCAGUUUUCCUUUUUGGAAUCCUAUUUAAUGCUCUGGCUUUCUGGGUGUUUUGCUAUAAACUGUCUAAAUGGACAGAAACCAGAGUGUACAUGAUCAACUUAAUGAUUGCCGACUGUUGUUUGCUCUUCACUUUGCCCUUCAAAGCAUUUUCCCACAACCAUGAGCUGCCCCGAGAUAACAAGUGCUUGGCUUUAGAAGCUACAUAUUUUAUAAACCGGUAUGCAAGCAUCUAUAUUAUCACCAUCACCGCUGUUGAUCGAUACAUUGCAAUAAUGUACCCCCUAAAAUCAAUAACUCUGAGGUCCCCGUUCAAGGCAGCUAUCACCAGUGGAUUUCUAUGGCUACUAGUGAUAAGUUUUGUUUGCUUAGCUGAAGUAUCGGAAGAGCAAGAAAACCAUGGAAUUUGCUUUGAAAAGUUUUCCACGGAGCCAUCCAAAGGGGCAUUAGCCUUUACUAUUGGGGGAUUUUUUAUUCCAUUAAUCAUCUUGAGCUUUUGUUCAAUUCAAAUAAUUAAGAAGCUUGUGAGAAAGAAGAAAACAAAUCCACAUGAGGAAAAACUAAUCCAGAAAGCGAUCUACAUUGUUUCUGUAAACAUGGCUGUGUUCAUAAUAUGCUUUUUACCUGUUAAUAUUGGGCACAUUGUUCGGUUUAUUGUGGAUUCCACCAGCACCAACUGCUCAGUAAUAUACAAAGGUAAUGUAUUCUUGCACAUGGCCUCAAUCAUAGCAAACACUAACUGCUGCAUAGACGCCAUUUGUUAUUACUUUGUAAACCAGGAAUUUCAGGAGGCAUCGUCCAUGUUACCAAAGACAAAAUCUGUGAAGUCGCUGUCUAAUCACAGCUAAGGCUCAUCUCUCUAUAUGCCAUUGGAUAAUAUAAAAUUUAGGUAAUAUAUAUGUGACCCAGCUCACUGCUUUCCUUUCCCCAGGGAGGGAACAUAAAAAAGCAGGACAGCUGGUCCUCCCUAUCAAACCUGCUCAUACUAAUCUUGACUGAAUGGGUGAGAGUUUCUUGAUGGUGCAUAUUGAAGAUUGGAUUUUCAAACUCUAAGAAGCCCAGGAUACACAAUUACCGCACAUUCAAACUGGAAUUCACAUGCAAAAAUAGCUAGUUAAAUGCUUGUCUAACUUAUCUGCAUUCACAAAUGUGAUAAUUGCACAACUGCACACAUAUUUUUGUACCGAACACAGGUGUCUUAAGGUUGAAAGAGAUAUCCCUGAAGCCAUAUGCUACAGAUAUAGGUGGUGGCCAUGCAAGCCCUGGCCUGACCACUAUUAAGCUCAGGGUCACAGUGCCACUCAGAUUUGGCUCAGCCAUCCCCUGGGUCUUGCUAUUUCUGGUGGGCAGAAAAUGCAGCCCAUGCACCUGGGCCACAUAUGAGUGAGUUGCAUUGAAACAUGGCUCUUGGGGUCCCAGAACCAUUCAGAUUUACUCCCUUCCCCCUCCAUUAAAUGGCUCUCCACAGCCUUUGACUAUCUUUAGCUAUGAAGCAUAUUGCGGGUUGUUGCUUUCAUCAUCUGUGGAAAAUGAGAGUUGGAUCUUCUUGUAUGGAAGCCAGAGCUCACCUGAGUGGUUUGUUAUUUACAUGAUAAACUGCAAAUAGACUUGUGCUUAACUGGCUGAAUCACUGCAAGCAGUAAAACAGCAGUGUGUACCAGGCCAUAAUAGUGGGAUAGAGAGCCAUAGGCAUAUAGUAUCCACCAAGAAGCACCAAAUCAUAGUAUUCAAAAAAUGUGUGCAUAUCAGUUGGAAAGAUGACCUGACACCAUCUCUGAAGGAAACAAGAUGCAGGUGUCUUGUUUUCUUAUGCCAAAUGCAUCAGGCUCACUUCAGAUGAUCAGAGAGAAGUUAACUGAGUUUAGGAGAAAGCAUGCGCUAACGAUCCCAACCUGCCCCCUCAGCGUUUUACCAUUGGCUUCACUGAGGGCAAGAUCUGGGCCUAACUCAUUGGGUAAUGGAAGGGGGCUGAAAAAGAGACUUGGACUCCAUGAACACCCUUUGAAAAGGCUGGAAUCCUUUUAUCAGAGAAGAAAUGGACAGUCAUUGGGGGAUUUGCCUAUGUAGGUGAAUAUCUUGUAGAGGCUACCCCGUGGGAAACUGAGGGAUUGUGAGUCUCCUGGUAAUAAAUUCAUAGAGCAAGCCUAAAUAAGGACCAGUGAUCCACUGUUUUUUGUUAAAAAGUAUUUUGAAGCAGUUUUCCUGGAUUGUACUUGCUUCUGUAACAUGUGUAUAUUCCUCUUGUUGCUAUUCACUUAGACUGUUGUUGUGUUUGCCCCAAGAAUAAACUUGUCUUUCAA
Molecule: messenger RNA, 2521 nt
Organism: Trachemys scripta elegans
Lineage: Eukaryota; Metazoa; Chordata; Testudines; Emydidae
Product: G-protein coupled receptor 35-like
Exons: 2
Coding region: 155-1069 (304 amino acids)
Biological process (GO): chemokine-mediated signaling pathway; positive regulation of Rho protein signal transduction; phospholipase C-activating G protein-coupled receptor signaling pathway
Cellular component (GO): membrane
Molecular function (GO): chemokine receptor activity
Source: RefSeq, a predicted model, not a curated record